Entamoeba invadens IP1 is the source of this 1245-nucleotide messenger RNA. RefSeq lists its product as hypothetical. The record is from RefSeq and is a predicted model, not a curated record. Bases 1 to 1245 code for a protein of 414 amino acids. The transcript has a single exon. NCBI's taxonomy places the organism in Eukaryota, Evosea, Mastigamoebida, Endamoebidae.
AUGGAUGUCUACUUAACUCAAGUACCUCGUCGUCAAAAGUCACUUCCACAAUCACAAAUCCUUCAAGAGAAAUACAUCGACUCGAUAAUAGACGAAGUGGAAUUAUCAUCACAACAGUCCUUGGCAGAUCAAGUCGGGUUUUUGUUCACACACACGGAGUAUAUGACCCCACACAGUAUCGCCAAACACUUGAACAUCUCCAUUAAUGAAGUUCAAAAAUGUAUACGAGAGUUCUACGCUACACCUCUGCGGAGUUCGUGUAUUUCACGGUCUGUGAUCGACGACUCUUCUUACGUGACGGAAAAUAGUGACGAGAAGAGUGAAUGGCUCACCUUACAAAACCCAGUCCCCCAAACUGGAAAUGAUUCUUUUGUUUCGUUCAAACGUUGUGUGGAAGAUUUAAUAGAGAACAAGACGGCACUGUCAUGGAAAGGCGUAUUGUCAUUAUCACACGACUACAACGUCUCUGAGUACAUGAAGAAUGCAAAAGUAAAAACGGUUGAUGUUCAACAGACGUUUCGGUUGGUGUUGCCAACAAAAAGCGAGAAAGAGAAGGGGCGUGACAUGAUGUCUCGCGUUGAAUUCGUCAAGCCAAGUCGUGUAUUUUGCACUGAAUUGGUUGGAUACCAGGAGUACUUAGAUAAGAAGAAAGUGACUAGCGUGUGGGUACCAAAUCACCCAACCUAUUUUAAAGUUGGGAGGGAAUAUGGGGAGUCGAAGGUGCUUGGUACUAUUCGUGCUGAUGGAGGAUGUGUUGCGCCACUUGCGAUUGUUUCGAGUGAGAAAGAGAAAAAGAAAAUAUUCAAUGGUGGUCAGGACGUGACUCUGGUCGUCGAAGAGGAUGGUGUCCUUACACGAGAGAUUGUUGUACAGUAUUUGAAGGAUUCCAUGUUUGGUGAGGGAGAGUGUGAUAUCGUUGUUUUGAUUGUGUCGGACUAUUUUCGACGGUUCAAACUUGAAAGGGAAGAUUGGAGCAAAAACGUGAAGAUUCUAUAUAUUGAGGAAGCUCUUGAAGACUCUUUCUUGCCUAUGAGUAAGAUGGUCAAUUGCUUGAUAGAGAAAUACAAACGUAGUCUGAUUAAGAAGAAGGAGGUCUGUAGUGUCGAGAAAUGGCUAGGAGCUUUGAGGAAAACAUUCACCGAAAUGAGAGUCAAAGACGCGUUCAAGAGUAUCGGAGUCGUCAUUGACGAGGAGUUCUGUCGGUUUGAAGACGUCGAAGAUGAAGAUUCUACAGAACUGUGUUGA